Molecule: messenger RNA, 1331 nt
Organism: Arabidopsis thaliana (thale cress)
Lineage: Eukaryota; Viridiplantae; Streptophyta; Magnoliopsida; Brassicales; Brassicaceae
Product: N-acetylglucosaminylphosphatidylinositol de-N-acetylase family protein
Exons: 10
Coding region: 307-1080 (257 amino acids)
Molecular function (GO): N-acetylglucosaminylphosphatidylinositol deacetylase activity
Source: RefSeq, marked reviewed
UCAAGCCUUACCUUCUCAUCCCAGCUUUGGUAGAUUCUCUUCUUUGGUUUAGCUGUUUCAGUCUUUGAUUUUACUUAGCUUGAUCCUCCGAAUAUGAGAAUAAUGUUUCUAUUAUGUUUAUCUUCAUUCUUCAAUGUGAACUCAUGAAUCUGGAAUUUGGGCAAACAAAGAGUUUCUUCCGAAUGUGAACUUGAUUGCUUACAAAUUUUGAAACUUUUUUGUUUAUUUGUUUGCUUUGUUCAUUGUUGAAAUUGAACAAAGUCUUUGAUCUGCUCAGUGCCCACCUAAUAUGAUUUAUGGUGUCAGAUGGCAUGGCUUGUGGUUUCUGUUUCUCUGAUUGUUAUAUGGUUGGCUUCUUUCUGCAAAAUAUUCUUCCGAGCAACAUCUAUCUCCGGAGCUGCUAUUCUUGAUGAUGGUAAAACCCCUCAGAAGAAAAAUGUACUGUUUGUUAUCGCACAUCCUGAUGAUGAAUCGAUGUUCUUUUCUCCAACAAUAAACUACUUAGCUUCCAAUGCUUGCAAUCUUCACAUGUUAUGCUUGUCCACUGGUAACGCUGAUGGUAUGGGAAGCAUUAGGAACAAUGAGCUGCAUCGGGCAUGUGCGGUGCUCAAGGUUCCGCUUCAACAGUUAAAGAUUCUGAACCAUCCUAAUUUGCAGGAUGGUUUUGGCCAAUUAUGGAGCCACGAUUUGCUAACAGAGAUCAUCGAAGAAGAAGUCACUAAACACGAUAUCCACACAAUAAUAACAUUCGAUAACUAUGGUGUUUCGGGUCAUUGCAAUCACCGAGAUGUGCAUCGUGGAGUAUUAAAGUUCUUGCAGACUAAUUCAGGAAGAAAUGUCAAAGCUUGGGAACUCGUAAGCCUUAAUAUCUUUCGCAAGUACUGUGGACCUGUCGACAUUUGGCUGUCAAUUUUAUCCGCCAAAAUACAUCCGAGCAAGGUAAUCAUCAUAAACGAGCAGCCUUGGAAAAGCUUCAAAGCAAUGGCACAACAUUUAAGCCAGUGGGUUUGGUUUCGAAAGCUUUUUGUUUCGUUUUCAAGCUAUACAUAUGCGAAUACACUUAGUAGAAUCAACCCUUGAGUCAAAGGAGCUCUUGUCGAGGCAAAGCUGAAACGAUUUUGAAGAAAAGUUGCAGCUUGUAGUGUUGUGGAUCACUGAGACAACUCAAUUUCUUUUGUGUAAAAAUGCAUUGCUACAAACUAUUCAGAUGUAAACAGCUACAAAAUCUGGGAACUCGAGGCAUAAAACGGACACCUUAUUUUUCAUUCCUUUAGAAUAACGAAACCAAUGUACAUAUAUUUUUUUGAGGGUAAUGCAAUUCUGCCAGAAGU